Coregonus clupeaformis (lake whitefish) is the source of this 1732-nucleotide messenger RNA. RefSeq lists its product as uncharacterized. Lineage: Eukaryota; Metazoa; Chordata; Actinopteri; Salmoniformes; Salmonidae. Bases 226 to 1731 code for a protein of 501 amino acids. The record is from RefSeq and is a predicted model, not a curated record. The transcript is spliced from 4 exons.
ACUGUCACAUUACGGCAACACUUAAGUUCAAUUCAGGGUGAAAAGCGUUGCUAUAUUUUGGAUGGUUCAUUUUGAAGUGCUUGGUGGUCAGUAGUUGGGACCACUUGGGAUUUAGUGUGAGUAGUCCUACUUUGUGGCACAAUUUAAUUGAGUUUAUUUAAAUAAUAUAAUAAUAUUUUAAAGCCAUAUUGUAUCUUUUUCAGGAUUACAGUAAUUGAGGGAACCAUGGGAAAGUUCUCCUUCCCAAGGCUCAUCAUAAGAAUGCCAUGGGCAAAUCGGACUGCACGGGACGAUUUCUGCACAGGAACUAACGAACUCCACAGGCUCAGAACAAACCACCCUCACAACUCCUCCCAACUCCCCAGCCAUACUGUGUGUAGGCAGGGCAAGGAGAACACCGAUUCAACCCCGAAGAAGAGGAAAAAGAAGAGGCACAAUGAGAAGGGGACCCAGGUUGAACUAGGCAUGCGGGAGGAUAUCCAUGACCUUGAGCUCGCCCAUUGGAGAUUGGCUAAAGAGACAUGGAGAACUGAGCGAGGAAACAUGAGGGAGAUAAAGGCGCUGUAUGGAGAAAUAUUUAGGCUGCACAAGUUGUUGGAGGAGAUUGGGGUAGAUAAAGGGGUGAUCAAGCAGCGCUCCACCUCCUCCAUUCUUUGUCCCGUCUCCCCGACACUGCCAGCUCUCCCCUGGUACAAUCUCCACAAGUACCUCACCAAAAGCCAAUCGGAGUGUGACCAGCAUGCCGCCGCCACCCAGAAGAACCCGGCUAAGAAACACUCAAUCUUUCCCCCUCUGGUCACACAGAGCUGCACCUCCCCUGACAAACGGCCUCAUUCUCCGUCCAAGACGUCGCACCCACACGCUUCACACAGAUUUUCUGUCCCAUCCUACCUCCUGGCUCCCGGCCCUCCUGCCCAGCUGAGGCAGACCCAUCCGCAUGUCCACCCCAGGUCCCCAUUGACUGACCAGGCAAAGGUCAAGGAUAAGGUCAAGAGGUCAGAGGUUGCAUCGUCUGAGGAAUUGUCUGAGGAAGUUCAACGGAGAGGCGCAGAAAUUGAGAAUAUGUAUAAAGCGCAGCUGAAAGAGAGGAUGGCCCAAAAGAGAAAGGAAGGGAUUCUGAACAAAAGGAUAAACAACUAUGACAAGAACGAUGACACUGAGGCCUCCUGCUCCUCUGCAGUAGGACAAUCCAAGACCCCUGCCACAGCCCCUGAGCGUCCGGCCAGCCCAGAGGCCACCACAGAUGCCACGCCAGUAGCCGUCCAAGAGGACACUCAGGGGGCCACCCAGCAGGACCUAGCAGAGGUUGUGAAUGUGCUCAAGAGGCAGUCAUCUGACCUAUACCUGCCUGACGACGUUUGUGAGGAUUCACUCACGUGGAGCUCCAUUUACGAGGAGCUGUGCCCACUUGCUCACAGGGUGAACUCAGAAGCUGACUACAUCAAGGCGCUCUGCGUCACCACUGAGAAGGCUGUGAUGCCUUUGCGCUUGUCUCAGGAGGAUGUGUCUCAGAGUAUGAGUGAGGACACAAGUGAGGAGGGGAGUAGUACAAGUGAGGAGGGGAGUAGUGAAAGUGAGGAGAGCAUGAGUGGACAACAACAGAGAUGUCUACACAGGGAUCCUUAUGGUGAGAGGGAGAGGAAGAAGAUUGAUAGUCGUACAAUGGAAGGGAGAUAUGCAACCGCAAAUGCAAUGUCUAUGAUGGCGAGCCUAGGGAAAGAAGAACUUUAAU